Molecule: messenger RNA, 2507 nt
Organism: Sebastes umbrosus (honeycomb rockfish)
Lineage: Eukaryota; Metazoa; Chordata; Actinopteri; Perciformes; Sebastidae
Product: leucine-rich repeat and transmembrane domain-containing protein 2-like
Exons: 4
Coding region: 413-1621 (402 amino acids)
Molecular function (GO): protein binding
Source: RefSeq, a predicted model, not a curated record
CAGAGUCAGCUGAGAGAGCAGCGAUGUGGACGAAAGGGAGGAAAACGACGACGAUGAGCUGCGUUUGAUCGGGAAUAAAAACUCAAGUCCAGCUUCUGGUUUCUGGUUUUCUCUCAGAUUCUAGUUUUAAGGAGGAAUCGAGCUGCUGGCGUUUUGAGUCGAGACCAGUUUUCUGUCCUUGAAGACCUGAAGUCUGGGUUCUGGGCUCAGGUUUAAAAAGACAAAUCCAGAUUUUUGGUUCAAAGACAGACGAGCUUCUCUGAACGCUGCAGAUGAAGCUGAACAGUUUCUGUCUUCUUUCUCUGUUUGGAGGCUGAAGCAGCAGAGCAGAUGGAAGUUCCUCACAGCUGGACGUUGGUGUGAACACAGCUGGAUGAGAGCCUGAAGCCACAGUAGAGUCAAUGUGACAGACAUGAAGAACCUGGACCAGUAUGGACGCAGUCACCUGGAGAGUCUGGUGUGUGCAGCCCUGCCCAGUCUGGUACUGGUUCUACUGGGACUGCUGGGCUCGGUCCACGGCUGUCCCGGUGUCUGCACCUGCUACGGUAACACCACUGACUGCUCUGCUGUCGGCCUUCUCUCUCUGACGCCCAUCCUAACACAGCUGGACCAGGACUCUCUGAUCCUCCGGCUGCCCCAGAACAACCUCUCCUCACUGGGCACCGCUGAGCUGUCCAACCUCAGCCUGGAGCUCCUGGAUCUUUCUCAGAACCACUUUUCCUCCCUGCAACCUGGAGCUUUCACGGGCCUGAGCAGCAUGCGCUUCCUCAAUCUCUCCGCUAACUACCUCGGGGUUCGCCUGGUGACCUCUGACCCCAACAACAGCACAGAGGUCCUGCUGGGCUUGAACGGAAGUCAGGGGAGCGCUGGCCUGAGCAAGGAAGCGUUCAGGGGGCUGUGGCGGCUGCGAGGGCUCGACCUGUCCUCCAAUGGCCUCCUGUGGCUGCCCAAAGGCCUGCUGGAUGGGCUUCAGAGACUCGCCUGGCUGUCCGUGGCCAGCAAUCGGCUGGUGGCCCUGGACCGAGUCACCUUCGAGCCCUUGGUGGGGCUCCAGCAGCUCCGGCUGGCGGGAAACCCCUGGGAGUGCGACUGCAAGCUGAGAGACUUCAAGCACUGGAUGGAGUGGUUGAUUUACAGGGAUGGGCAGGUAGAUGCGAUGCAGUGCAGUCUCCCAGGGGAUCUGAAGGGCAGGGACAUCCGCAGCGUGCCGGCAGAGAUGUUCAGCUACUGCCUGCAGACUCCGACCAGAGAGGGCGCACCGGGUUACGCCACCCGGCCUCCCUGCCCGCCCGGCCGCAUCAACAGCAACGACGACUGCAUUCGCCAGCGCUACCGGCCCGUCAGCGUCCGCCGAGCGCACGGCACGCAAAUAGUCGCGGGCGUGAUCUGCGGCACGGUGUGUGUCAUGAUGGUGGUUGCGGCGACUUACGGCUGUGUCUACGCCUCGCUGAUGGCGCGGUACCAGAGGGAGAUGAAGAACCGCGGGCAGCCUCUGAUGGCCGAGCCCGGAGCCGACACAGACCUGGAGGACGGGCAAAUGUCGUCGCCGACCUCGCCGGAGGAGUCGCCGCCCAAAGAGUCCUGCGGCAUCGUGCACGGGUAUCGAAUCAGCAGCUUCUGACCCGCUGCUUUUUGCUGAUUUUAGAUGCUUCCGGGACGCUUCUGCUCCUCAGCGCUCAUCAACUGACGAGACGGCGUCUGGAGGGAGGAACCCUGCAGCUCUGUGAUUGUGCUGAAAGCGUCUGGGCGGGGACCGAUCGUACAGCUAAUGGAGCGCACUAGAUUCAGUGACACUGGAAUGCUGCAGCACUUCUUUUAAUGUAUGGAUGCUCUGUGAAUUGUUAUUCCCUGCGCUGCAUCUCUCAGCCAGCUCUUAAACUCCUCUGAAGCUGUUGUUUGGCACUUCUGCACCUUGACUUCCCUUCUUCUCUAGAAAUAGGAAACAACCUUUUUUUUGUUCAAGCUGUCCGUUGUUGUAUCUGAGCCCAACAAGCACAAGAUCCAAAAGUACAAAUGUCUGUGAAUCUGUGAAAUGUGACAUUUCUCUUGUUGUUUGCUGCACCCAUUAUCUUGUUUUCUUGAUAUGUGUAUUUUAUGUUAUCUGUAACAUCCCCACUUUGAGAAAUAGUUCUUCCUCUGUUAAGUUGAAUUCCCUCCAAAUAAGAACUCUGUUAGAGUCCUGCUGCUGUCAGGGAAAUGCUGCUUUAAGCUUCAUCACUGAGGUAAACUGCAUUCAAACAACAUUAGAGCUGUGCUGCCACCUAGAGGGCAAGCUUUGAGCUACAACAGCUUUCAAUCCAGCACAAACAGUUUAUUCCCAACAUAGCAAAGCAAGAGGUACUGACUGAAAGUGUGUGUGAGCGUAUCAGCUCAUAUAUACGGUAACGUCCAUGUGUUUUCAUUCAUUUUGUCCAGAUUUUCUGUGAUAAGCACAUGAAAUAUUGUCUCAAAUCCAACUCAAGGACUGUUAAUCAUGCUGAAGAUAAUAAACUCUAUAUUUAUCUAAA